UAGAGAAGAGAAUCUUGAGGUUGCAUCGGUGGCUUAAAGUCCAUCGAAUAAAGUGAGAACACAUACUCAUUAUAAUGUCACCAUUUUACAACGUAAGGCCAAUCGAUGGUAGAGGAGGAAAGUAUCGCGAAGGAGCUGUUACAUUUGCGGAGUUACCUGAUCGCUAAAUAUACAAGUUGUGCGUUCAUUCGCUGACUAUAGGAGCUAACGAACUCAAGAGUUUGCAAAUUGGUGGAAUUGGAGUACAGUGUUGGCUGCUCGACGUAUAUAACCUCGAAUAUUUUCGUGGUGUAUAUUAUCGUGAAAAAUUACAGUUAUUACAUAUAAUCAAGCGAUCAAGCGAGUAUGGAAAGCAAACAGGACACAGUUAGGGUGAAGGAAGAGCCGAACGUCACCUGGUCAAACGCAUGCGUCGAUUAUAUUUUAGAUUCGAGGGACUCUUAUAAAGCAAAAAACGUUGAAAGAUUCUCAUUUUCUGAAUCAUCAGCAAAUUACAUAAAUGAGGUUAUGGCGUCACAGGAAAAAUUGGAUGAAAAAAUACUUAUAGAUUUGGAGUAUAAGUAUGUUAAACUCGAAGCAAAGUCUUUUUCGACAACCAUCUGUAAAACUGAAUAUCAGAACGUAAAAAUAGAAGACGAAAAUCAGACAAAUGACUUGCAUGGAAAAAACGUAGUAAUUUUGAUAAGAAAAGAAUUCGAUUACUAUAAUAAUUGUCAAUUUCCACUCAAUUUCCGAUGGAAUCGUAGUGAAUACAAAAAAGUGGAAAAUUUUGUUCAAAGAAGUUGGAGUAAAUUAUCUCACAAGGAUAAUACUUAUCGAAAAAUUUUUACGAAAAAAACAAGUCUAAAAAGACGUACAACGCAUAAGGGCAUUAGAUCAUUUGACUGUGAAAUUUGCCACAAAUCAUUUGGACAAAAAAGUAACCUGCAACGUCACAUAAAUGCAAUACAUAAUCGUAAAAAACCUUUUGAAUGUGACAUUUGUCACAAAUUAUUUGGUCGCAAGGUUACCCUCAAAACUCACUUGAAUAUAGUACAUGAUCGCAACAAACCUUUUGAAUGUGAGAUUUGUCGCAAAUCAUUUGGAUACAAAGGUGAUCUCAACAAACAUACAACGAUAGUACAUGAUCGUAUCAAACCUUUUGAAUGUGACAUUUGUCACAAAUCAUUUGGACAAAGACAAAGCCUCACACUUCAUGUGAACGCAGUACACAAUCAUGACAAACCUUUUGAAUGUGAGAUUUGUCACAAAUCAUUUGGUCGCAAAGAUACCCUCAAAACUCACUUGAAUAUAGUACAUGAUGGCAACAAACCUUUCGAAUGUGAGAUUUGUCACAAAUCAUUUGGACUCAAACAUCACCUCGAAUAUCACAUAAAUGGAGUACAUAAUCGAAGCAAACCCUUUGAGUGUGAUAUUUGUCACAAAUCAUUUGGAUUAAAGGGAAACCUCAAAAUUCACAUAAAUUCAGUACAUAGUCGGAGCAAACCAUUUGAAUGUGAUAUUUGUCACAAAUCAUUUGGGCAAAAAAGUAACCUUAAUAGGCACAUCAAUGCAGUACAUAAUUGUAGCAAACCGUAG
This is a messenger RNA of Trichogramma pretiosum, 1578 nucleotides long. Its product is annotated as zinc finger protein OZF-like. The transcript has 4 exons. The record is from RefSeq and is a predicted model, not a curated record. The coding region runs from base 346 to 1578 and encodes 410 amino acids. NCBI's taxonomy places the organism in Eukaryota, Metazoa, Arthropoda, Insecta, Hymenoptera, Trichogrammatidae.